AUGCCGUGCCUGAAUCUGUCGACUAACGUGAGCCUUGAGGGCGUUGACACCUCCACCAUACUCUCCGAAGCCACCUCUACUGUUGCCAAGCUAAUCGGAAAACCCGAGGCUUAUGUGAUGGUUGUGUUGAAAGGAUCCAUACCCAUGGCAUUUGGAGGGACAGAACAGCCGACUGCUCAUGGAGAGCUGGCGUCUAUUGGAGGGCUUAACCCUGAUAUCAACAAGAAACUGAGUGCUGCCAUUGCUAACAUACUCGAGACUAAGUUGUCUGUUCCCAAGUCACGAUUCUUCCUUGUAUUCCAUGACACUAAGGGUUCCAACUUCGGGUGGAAUGGAUCAACCUUCUAA
Messenger RNA from Fraxinus pennsylvanica, 348 nucleotides. NCBI's taxonomy places the organism in Eukaryota, Viridiplantae, Streptophyta, Magnoliopsida, Lamiales, Oleaceae. The record is from the annotation of a GenBank genome assembly.